This is a messenger RNA of Cheilinus undulatus (humphead wrasse), 3640 nucleotides long. RefSeq lists its product as uncharacterized. The record is from RefSeq and is a predicted model, not a curated record. The transcript is spliced from 6 exons. Lineage: Eukaryota; Metazoa; Chordata; Actinopteri; Labriformes; Labridae. Bases 184 to 2946 code for a protein of 920 amino acids. Gene Ontology annotation, biological process: positive regulation of transcription elongation by RNA polymerase II. Gene Ontology annotation, molecular function: protein binding.
ACUACGCUGACCCGAGAAUAACCCUCAAAAAACGUCCUGUAAAAACUGAAAAGAAAACAACCUCAUAUUAACAUAAUUUCGAAGCAUCUGCAUUUUUUUUUAGAUAUAUUUUUUUUCUGUUUGGCUGACGUUGUGACGGAUUUAUGGACGGUUUUGAGACUUGAAACCGAUGUGUAUGGAGAAAUGUGGUGCUACCAAAAGCCGGGCUUUGAAGCCCUUCUUCUUGCUGAGCUGCAGAGGCAACAGCAGUGCAACCAGUUCUGUGACACUCUGCUUAAAACAGAAGGUGUUUCUGUGCCAGCACACAGUUGUAUUCUCUCAGCCAUCAGUCCCCAGAUCUCCUCCUCCCUGUCCGCCAUGCCCAUGCCUCCUACAGGACAGAGCCGUCUACUUGAGUUUCACACUCUUGGCACCUGCACCUUACUCCACCUGGUUAGACUGCUGUACUCGGGACAGAUGGCUGGGGAAGGGGAGGAGGAGAGACAGGAAGCUGUUUCUGCUGCAGCCAGGUUGGGCAUUCAUGGGCUGGUGGAGGUCACAAGAGGAAGAAAUGAGGAGGAAGAAGAAGGGCAGCACCGGGAGGUCGGAGUUCAGACAGAGCCACUGACUAAUGAGGAAAAUGAGGAGGGAAGGGGCUGGUGGAGGAGAGAGGAGAGGGAUGGAGAUACCUUUCUGUGCCAAGAGAGAGUGUCAGGUAGUGUAAAAGCCACAUGGACUCUGACAGAGAAGCUGCAGGUAGACACAGCUCCCCUCUCUCAACCAGCAGCCUGCUUUGAGACUAUUGAUAUGGGUGCUCUCCAAAUGUUAGAGCAGACAAACCCCCAUCUUGUUUCUUCUCAAAUUCCCUACAUCCCAGUUUCGCUUGUCUAUCAACAAGAUGAAAACCAAAGCCAAGUGACCCCAUCUGCUGGCCACUGUUGGCCCGGAGCUACAGCUGAAGAUCUAGACGACAGGCAGUUAGAGCAGUUUCAGGGUAACGUCUCUGGAUACAUCAACUACUUCUUGAACCCUGAUAAGGAGGGAGGCUCCAGGAGGGGGCAACCACGGGGGAGGCCACGGGGGGGGCGAGCAGCAGGAACAAGAGCUGGGACGAGUGAGAGAGGCACAAGGAGACCGAGAGCAAGAACAGUAGGGAAGAGGGCAGGUAGGGGAGCUUUAAUGCAGACAGUGGACGUGCAGAGUGUUGGUGUGGGCAAGAUUCAGAAGAUGUUCCUGCAGAGGUGGAGGUUUAGGACACCCAGGUCAGGGCAGGGCGGAGGAGCCAUUGGUAGGAGGUUGUGUGUGAAGACCAGAGAGCUUCUACAGCCGACCAAGAGCUACCAGAGGAGGAGGAGAUGCGGCAAAGAGUGGGAGAAAAACCAGGUGGGAGAAGGUAGCAUGCAGCAGUCAAACCAGGACAGUCUUCCUGUCAGACCAGUUCAGAGGGCAAAACAAACAACACCAGCCUCAUUUUCUUCCCCUCCGGUGAGCUUCUACGAUGCUCAUCAUGCAUUAUCCACCCCCCUCCAUCCAUCUCCAUCACCUGGCCUAACAUCACCUCCAGCUUCCUACAUCUCUGCAGCACCUUCUCUCCUCCACACCACUUGCCUACCUCCUCCUGCUCCUGCACCCAACGAGCCUGAACAUAUUGAUCAUCUCUUGGAGGAAGUAAUGAUGGGCCUUGAUAUUUUACCAAACGACAAUGGUGACAAUUCUUCCUCCCAAAACAGAGGCAGUACCAAUGUGCCUCUGGUUGCAGGAUCCACACAGGUUGUUGGUAAAGGUGGAGGUGUGUCCAGCUCUUCGGAGCCAGUUCUGCAGCAGCAGGGAGAGGGGGAGAUAAAUGAUAUGCUUGAGAACUUCCUGCAGUCCUUUGAGCAGCAUGUUGACAGCUGCUCCACCAUGGAGGACGUGGAGCGGAGGAGUCAGAGCAGCACAAAGGCCAUCCUGAGCAAAUACAGAAAAUCCCAGAGUGAUGAAGCUGGGAUUAGGCAGAGUUGUUCACAGCUUCAUAAGUCUCCUUCCAUUCCUCAGAAACAGGCUGAGGAAAUAGCAAAACCAGUCAGAAAAAGACCAAAGAAAUGGGGAAAAAAUCAGUAUCAGUUCUCACUGGAGAAAAAACGAGUGAAGGUGAGGAAGACUGCAUCAUCAAAUGAAGAAAGAGACAAGCAGCUACAGCAGAUACCAGUGGUGAAACUGGAGAGGAGUGGCAAACUGCCAGUCAGAGUUUCCUUGCAGAGACGUGGCAGUCAUAGUCCAGGAGCUGAGAGUCCCUCACAAACAAAGAGCACUUCAUCAUCAUUGAAAUACCCACUUGGCAGCUGGAGCACAAAGGUGUACCCAAUCAGAAGCCGGUUGAGGGAGGCACGAAUCAUGGACAGUUUGCCCUUCCUUUAUGAGCCACUCACGGACCAACAGCCACCAUCAGCUGACCAGCCAGCUACCAGAGAAGGUAGGCCCAAGAUAAACAGAAAACUUUGCACUUCAUCUAAUGGUGAGAGUUCAGUGUCAUUGGCUCAGCAGCAAUCAGAGAAUGGAGAACUAGAGGAAAAGGAUGAGAGGCAGGCAGACGAGGAAGAGGGAUUAAGAAAGAUGGGAAAGAAGAGGAGAGCAGAGUCAUCAGUAGACACUGGUGACUUUGCUCCUGUUGCUAAAAAAAAUUGUUUUGACGAUGAAGAGAAUGGCCACAAGGGAAGAGGAGGUUCUGCUUCUCACAUGUCUGCAUAUUCAGCAGAAGAGGUCCAUCUGGGAUCAGCAGGAAGCAGUGAAGAGGACAAAGAUGAAGACAUUGAUGUGAUUGGAGGCUCCAGUCCGGUCCCUGCUCCCAUCAUCAUCAGCUGGUCAGGAGGCGAGGAAGAGGAGGCAGAUGAGGAUGUGGAUGUUGUUGGAGAAAAGAUGGACUACGCUCCAUCGAAACUCUUCACUUCUCUGAAAAACGGUGAGCUUGAAAAUGUAGGACUGAGAUAAAACAUUUUAUUUACCACUUGUCUUAAAGUUAAGCAGUUUGUUUUAAGGUCAUUUGUUUUAUUUAGCUUAAAGUCGACAUAUGUAGCUUCAAUAAAUGUUUUUAUUGCAAUCACCUCUAUGACGGCCAUCCCUGUCAUUGAAAAUAAGAGCUGUGAGCGACACGUUGUUUUGGACUGAAGAAAACAACUUGCAGAAGUGACAGUGGAAAAAAAUCAGAGACUAAAUUAAACAGCUCUGUGCAGCUCUGCACAGCUAUUUGGUUUUAGCUCAAGUUUACUUUUAACCAUUUUCAAACUGCUGGAAGUUGACUGGCAUUGUUCAUUUUUGUACUUUUAGAUGUUUGAAUUUUACGUAAAGACCACAGAAGUUGAUCCAGUAAAAGUUCAGUACACUGUGGUUAUUACUUUGAUAUUUUCAGAAAAGAUUGUAUAAAAUGUGAAAGCUUGAAGACAACACAUAACUGAACAGUUGAGAAAGAAGCUCUUUGCAGAAAACAAUCAGGUUUAUGUGCCGUGAUGGGAAUCAGGAGUGUUUAGUUGGAAUAUGACUAUGACUGUAUUAGUUGUAAGUAUGAGACAUAAUGUCAGCCUACGUUCUGCCGAAGUUGAUCAGUGUUCCAGGAAACUUGUCUUCCGUGUUUCAAGUUUGUGUUCAGUAAUGUUCUUGUGGCACUUUCGAGACUAAGUUCUGAAGU